GUCUGUCUUCAAGUGAGAAACAUCCAUAUUUUAACACAGCAUCCCUCUCGUUUAAUCACUGAAAAGUAUUUUUACACAUUGCAUCCUCUAAAAGCACGCCCCAUCAGUGAUCAAGGUUGAUUAUGAUACGGGCUGCGGAUACUCUUUAAAUAAUCGGGAUUACACUUUCUUAUUAUUAUUAUUAUUAUAAUUAUAAUUAUUACUCAGUAAAUUACGUGUGUUUAUUAUCUAGAAAAAAAAAAUCCUUAAGUUUUUAAUAAAAAAAAAAAAAUACAAACUGAGGUUAACUUAUCAGUUGCUAUAAAGGAAUUACAAUCGAGGAGGUUGGUCAAAUAAUAGGGGGCACUGUUAAAGAGGUCCAAAAAGAUUUGGCAGAAUAGGCAAACACAGGCAGAACAGUGGGCGAGGGGGCGGGAGAUCAAGAGGCGGAAUGACACGACCUCCAAACAAUGAAAACCUUAUGACUUUCAAACUCGUCGUAGUCGGAGAUGGAGGAGUUGGAAAAAGUGCACUUACAAUACAAUUUUUCCAGAAAUUAUUUGUUACCGACUAUGAUCCCACCAUCGAGGACAGUUAUAUUCAACACACCGAGAUUGAUAAACAGUGGUGCAUUCUCGAUGUGUUGGAUACAGCAGGACAGGAGGAAUUUAGUGCCAUGCGAGAGCAGUAUAUGCGUAAAGGGGACGGAUUUUUGUUAGUUUAUUCCGUCACCGAUAAACAAUCUUAUGAAAAUAUCGUCAACUUUUACACACAAAUUUUAAGAGUCAAAGACAGAGAUGUAUAUCCAAUGCUGCUUGUUGCAAACAAAGUGGAUUUAGUUCAUUUGAGAAAAGUUUCAGAGGAACAGGGUAGGGAAUUGGCACAUCGACUGGGUAUUCCUUACAUUGAAACAUCUGCAAAGGAUCCGCCAUUAAAUGUGGAUGUUGCUUUUCACGAGGUGGUACGCAUCAUUAGAAAUCAACCACCGGCGGAGCUUGAAAAAAAUCGUCGAAAACGAAGGCGUUCAGGGAAGUGUAAUAUUUUAUAAGUCACUGUAUAAAAUCCUAAUAGAAUCGCAAGAAAAAGAAGCGCAUUAAAAAAUUCCUUACACACAUACAUUCAAUUCCUGAUGCGAAACUGCAAAAAAAAAAAAUUAAUUAGUAUUUUCCUCAUUCCUGCUGUUACUUUCACUAUAUAAAUAGUCAAUUUUUGUUAAAUUGUCACACAGACACAUAUAAAUAAAUAAGCAGUAUCUUUUUCUCGCGACACUAUAUUUAUAUAAAUAUCGCAUCAAAAAAAAAUGUCAAAAAUGUCCGAAAAAAGUGCAUUCCUGCCAUUUAUUCUUGUGCUAAACGAAAAUAUAAACGCAUUAAAAACGAAAUUGAACAUGACACAAACGAAAAAAAGACAAAGAAAAAAAAUAAUAAUUUAAUAAAUAUAAUAAUGAAUCGAGUCGCAUUGUAGAAUUGAGUUAGAUUUUUCACUGACGCCGCUGUAGAUUUAUAUUCCUAUAUAGGUAUAUAUACAUAUAUAGAACGGGAGAGUGAUCCAUUUUUUAAAAACCGACUGUAUUCAUAAAUCUUUUUGAUGUUAAAAAAACUAGACGGCGUCCAUUCAUAUAUAUAUAUAUAUAUAUAUAUAUAUAUAUAUGAAGACAUCAAUUUUUUACCAUCGACAUACAAACGGAAUUGAUCAUUUUUUAUUAAAACUCGUAACUUUAAAAGAGUUUCUUAUAUUCUUCGACUUUGAAUCUUGUCAUGAAAUGACUAUAAUAAUUUUUGUAUAACGAAUUAGCUCAUUUGGAAUAGCUGCCAAUAAGCUUUAUACUAUCGUCUUUUCUAAUUUUAGUUUGCACCGCUUUAUUCUCUUUUCUUUUAGCCUUUACAGUAUAUGCGAUGUCCUUGUUUUCAAUAUUGCACUCUAUUUUCGUAUUUUACGAAAUGGCGAUAUAUAUUUAUCAUUUUUAUUACUUAUUAUGUUAUUAUUUAUUAAUACGUUAUUUUCAAACAAUAUGUUCCAUUCGAACAAAAUUUGUACUCACUAAAAAAUAUAGUUUAAAUUUGUAUUUUUCAGAAAAGAAAUAGUUUUCAAGUUUUAAAUAAUGGCAUCAAAAGCACAAUAUUUUUUUUAUUGUUUUUGUAAAAUUACAAUAUUUUUAAUAUACAUAUUUUUAAGGUUUCCAAUUUUUUUUUGUAAAAGUCACUGUUUUUAAUAUUUAUUGUUUAUUACGUUAGAAUAUUAUUAUACUUUAAUUCAAUUAGUGUGUUUUAACAUCGUCUCUGAGAAAAGUAUUUAUUUUUUUAUUCAUAUACGAAUCUUUUUGAUCGCAAAUAUAUAAUUAUCCAAAAUAAUUUAUAUUUUACUUAUAUUAUUUUACAAAAGAAAACAAUAUAUUUUUUCUUUAAAAAAAACUACCUCGCGGUAUUUUGCUUCCUUAUAGAUAAAAGAAUAUGCAUAUAUAAAUUUUUAACAAAGAAAAUGAAAAAUUUUUUCAGAACUCAUAUAAUACAAUUGGAUAUUUUUAGAUUUUAUUAUUUUUUAGAUGAUUCAAUUUGUGACAUGUUAAAAUGAAUCAAGAAAAUUUUUUUCAUAAUUAAUAGGUUUGCAUUUAUUAAUAGAAUCCUAUUAAAAAUAUAUUAUUCUGUAAUAUUAUCAUUUUUAUUAUAUUAAAGUUUCUUUUUUUUGGCACUCGAGGGUCCGACACGAGAAAUUAUAAUUUAUAAUAAAUAUCGUUGUCUUCCCUUUUUCACUACAUUAUAUAUUAUAAUUUUUAGAAAAAAUUUUUUUAUCAUUUAAAUUAUAUUUUACCUCUUGUGCUAAAAUUAUUAUAAUAAAAUAAAUAGAUAAUCAUUUUCAUAAUUAUAUUUUGUAAAUUUCGUAUCGGAUCCGUCUAACGAUAUUAAGGAAUCGAUGCCAUGGCCUAUAUUAUAGAUAAGAGGAAAAACAUAUAUAUUCGUAUAAAAAUAUAUAAACAAAAUAUUACGUAUAUAUAUAAUGAUUGUGCAAACGAAUUAUAAUAUAAAUAAAUAUUGCGUGUCAGUGGUUUCGCAUAAUAUAAUUUAAAGAAUCAUUUUUGCAUGAUUCUUUUUUGAAAGAAAUUUUUUUAGUGAAAAAUUUUAUCUUUUUGACAUAGUAGACAUUUUAAGAUGUAGUAUAUAAACGUAUAUUAUAUGCACAAAUAAUUCCCAAGAAAAAUAUUGUAUUGAAUAUUGCAUGAUCUCUGUUAUCAUUGACUUAAUAUAAUUUUAUCAUUGUUUCGCUGAGCUGAGCGCAUAAACUCAUUAGAAAGCUAUAAAUUGAAAUGUUUUAAUACAAUUAAAAUUUUAUUUUGAUUAUAUUAAAUCAGUGCUUUUAUUUAUUUUUUUUUGUGUCAAUUUGCAAUGUCGCCUGUAGACAACAUUGGGCAUGAACGAAUUAAAAUCGACAAAUAUUUUAAUAAGAUGAAAAAAAUUAAGUUUCUGAUAAUUAUUUUAAAAAUAAAAAAUUUAUAUUAAUUGUAAAUAGAUAAAUAAGAAAAAAUAAAAUUUUCUAUUGAAAUAUUUCAAGGCCAGCUCUAUAUAUAACCAAGAAAGCAGACGAAUUAUAUAUACUUAAUAAAGUAUAUAAUUAUUACAGUAUAGAUUAUUUACUGUAAGACAAUAAUAUUCCAUUAAAUUUAUUAUUAUUUAAAUAUUUUUAUCCCCAAAAUGCACAAGGCUAAUUUUCAUUAAAUUAAUCAUAAGUUUCUAAGUUUCAAUCUAACAAUUUUGUUUUCUGACAUCCAAAGUUUUAAAGAUAAUGUAGGUUCGCAAUGAACAACAAGACUAACAUUGUUUCUUAUAAUAAUGUAAAAAAUUGAGAAAAAUAGAGGGUCUUUUCAACUCUCUUGUUAAUUUCAUUAACUUUCCAGACAAAUUUUUUCAAAUCUGAUGAAUUAAAAAAAAAGUCCUCCAUAUUGGGUCGGCCAUAUUUAAUUUUUGAAAUCUGACUUCACAUUCAGAAACAUCAAUUUUCCCCCGUGUAUCUUUUUAAUUUAAACGUCAGUAUUUAUUGACCUUCUUUAAGUGUAUUUUCAUGAACAAUUAAAGACAUACAUAGUUAUUAAUAAUUAAUUAAUUAAUUUAACAAUGAAUUAUUAUUAUUGUGUAUUAUAUUAAUACAAAUAGAUAUAUAGAAUGUGGGUGUUGGAUUUUUAUUUAUUUAAUAAAACAAUUGAGCAUAAUUAUAUUAUAUAAAAGAAGAUGGAAAUCCAAAGUAAGAAAUUAAUGCGAAUAAUUCUUUUGAUGCUCCUCAAAUUUUCAAUUUCUAUUCAAUGUUAAAAUAUUUUCAAAAGAAUGACAAAAAAAAUGUAAAACUCAAAAAUGGUGCCUGCUCGGGAAAAGAGAAAUGUUCAUUAAAAAAAAAACACUGAAAGAACAAUUAAACUGACAAUUUUUACAAUGCAAAAAAAAUUAAUUAAUUUUGAUAAAUUUAUCGAUAAAUUAAUUAUUAUAAUUCUAUUAUUUCUGCGAUAUUAACAUACUAUGAUAUUUAUAAUAAUGUCAAGUUUUUAUAUAUCACCGUCCAUAUAAAUUGAGACCUCGGGAAGAAGAACUCGCCGAGGCCUUAAUUACAAAAAUGCUUAUAAUAAUCGAGUGAAUUCCAGAUAAAACGAAAAUAACAAUAAUAAUAAUUGAACAAUGAAAUUCUAUAGGCACAAUAAGAAUUGAAUUUUAUUUUUUUAUAGAAAAAGUUUCUUUCUAAAUAAUUGAAUAUUCGCGAACGAAGAAUUAAACGAAUACAAAAAAAUUUUUUAGCAUAGAACAAUGCUUUUAAAGUAAUGGAAUGAAUAUUAAAUAUAUAUAUAUGUAUAAAAAUUUACCUAUAUGAUACAGUCAAUAUGUGUUAUGAAAUUGUGAUACUGCGAAUGUAAAAGGAUAAAAAGAAUCGUGAGUGCAUUGGUUGUAAAAAUUUUUUUUUCCAAUUGCUGUGGGUAAUAUUCCAUUUCACUGAGAAAAAAAAUCCCUUUACAAUUCAAAAAAAUUAUAUUUUCAAAACUUCUUCUAAACAAUGGCACAAUAAGAACAAUUCUAUCAACUAUUUUUCCGGAAUUUUUCUAAAUAGAAAAUUUUAUUUUUAUAAUAACAAAUUUUAUCAUUAAUUACAGUGAUAAUUUAUUUAAUAAGUAUUCUUUCCGUUAAUGAAUAAUUUUAAUUUUUUAUCAGUAUACCUUUCUAUUAAAGAGUAAUUUUUUUAUUUAAUAAUUUUUCAAUUAAUUAGCAAUUUUAUAUUAUAAAUUUUUUAUUAACCCUUUUUUCAAAUUAUAAUUCCCAUAGGUCUUCUUUUUUGAUUGAAAAGUAAUGAUUUUUAUUAUCAUUAAUUAAAAAUAUAAUUGCCGUAUAUAGAUUCAUAAGUUAAAUCGAGAUUUUUUUUGUCCUAAAUACCCACAAGAUACUCCCCGAUUAAAAAUGUAUGCCACUGUUUGCUCGCUGUAAGUAUAAGGCGAUUUAAACAUUGAAAAAUGAAAUAAUGUGAAAAAUUUUUGCUGAAAAAGUAUUGAGUGAAAAAGAAAUGCAAUGUGUCCAUAUCUAUAUGUAGAUAGAUAUCAGUUCAAAUUUUUUUGUUGGCUUCUUGUAUUGUCUUUUUUUGGCAGCAAUAAUAUUGUAAGUAUUGUACGCAGAUUUAUAAUUGAUUAUUAGAGAUAUUAAUGUACAAGAAAAAUGCAUAAGUACGCACACGAAACAAAGAAUUAAGGGUACACAUAUAUAAGGUGAAUUACAAAGGCAGAGGAGUUUGUUAAACGCCGCUGCAAUUAAUAUGUUGACUAUAUACGAAAGAAAAAGAGAUUCUAUUUUCAAAACGAAAAUUCCUCUUCGACAACAGUUAACAUAUAAUAUAUAAUCUAAGGAAUACUAUUGUUUUAUAUAUAUAAAUAAACAUAAAUGUAUAUUUUUUUGUUGAAGUGUCUCUAACUGUGCAGGUCACUGUAUAUGCCAUACGUAAAUAAUAAAUUAUAACGCGUGUUUACAAAUUUA
Messenger RNA from Leptopilina boulardi, 5972 nucleotides. Its product is annotated as ras-related protein M-Ras-like. Gene Ontology annotation, biological process: signal transduction. Gene Ontology annotation, molecular function: GTP binding; GDP binding; GTPase activity. Gene Ontology annotation, cellular component: plasma membrane. The coding region runs from base 431 to 1027 and encodes 198 amino acids. Lineage: Eukaryota; Metazoa; Arthropoda; Insecta; Hymenoptera; Figitidae. The transcript has 4 exons. The record is from RefSeq and is a predicted model, not a curated record.